UUCAUAGUUAAGUUGUCGUUCGACGGUGGUAACUACGCUAUAUCAGGGGGUGGUUUGACUGAUGCGUACAAUGCUGCUCAACUUCAUUUUCACUGGGGCUCUGUGUCAAGUCAAGGAUCCGAGCACACAAUCGACGGAAUGGAAUACCCAGCUGAGUUGCAUAUUGUACACGUGAAGGAUGGCCUGACGCUCGCCGAAGCUCUCACCGACCCAAGUGGUCUUGCCGUUCUCGGGUUUCUUAUAGAGGUGUCUGACGAGGACAACGAUGAUUUCGCGCCUUUGAUUGACGCUAUUGUGGACCUAGACGAUGAUGUCGUCCUUAAUACUAGUAUUGUAUUGGGAGACAUAAUCCCAAAUGAUGUUUCCGCAUUCUACCGUUACGACGGAUCCCUGACAACUCCUACCUGCGACGAAGCAGUUAUAUGGACCGUCUUUAAGAGCACUAUCUCACUUUCCGAAAGCCAGCUUGACGUAUUUCGAGAUCUCACUGAUGGGGACGGCAACAGUAUAUCCAACAACUACAGACCACCACAACCGGUCAACACUAGGACUAUUUAUAGAUCUGAGAACGGUGGAAACGUCUUAACUGUUUCGUUAAUAGCCCUGGUACUGGUCGGCAUCUUGCAUGUGUCAUUGUAGAGGAAGGCUGCUAAAUAAUAAGAUGGCAAACCGUGUGUCUUUCAUGAAGAUUUUCUCUGUGAUAAACGAUAGGCCUAUACCUAUGAAAACGAAUAAGACACUUAAUCUGUUUUAGUAAAUUCAUUUUCUAAUUAUCCAUUCCACACGUGAUAUUAAAACGUUUGUUUUGCAAAA
This is a messenger RNA of Anneissia japonica, 813 nucleotides long. Its product is annotated as putative carbonic anhydrase 5. Lineage: Eukaryota; Metazoa; Echinodermata; Crinoidea; Comatulida; Comatulidae. The record is from RefSeq and is a predicted model, not a curated record. The transcript is spliced from 5 exons. Gene Ontology annotation, molecular function: carbonate dehydratase activity; zinc ion binding. The annotation marks the transcript as partial. Gene Ontology annotation, cellular component: plasma membrane.